AUGGCCGAUUCUCCAAACAAUGACCACUCGCCACGUUCACCUGUAACGGAUUCUGCCAUCGCUGCCGCCUCCGCCGCAGGUGGCGGCGUUAACAGUCCCCAGUCACGGCGGUGGGGACCCUCCUCGGUUUGGGCCUCUGUCGUUCGUGGAGAUUCCGACCCAAUCUCUUCACCCACAGCCGCUGCGUCUCGCUCCUCAACGUCUCCGCCGCCGAUUGCUGUGGCUGCGUCGGAGCAGCCUUCUGCUUCUGAAAAGGCUCCGAUGGAGAGUUCGGGCCUGGAUUCCCAGCCUGAGAGUUCCAAUGUUAACAGUGACGGCAAUGCAGGCCGUCCGAGGAGGCAUGCUUGGAAUACACCUGUAAACGGCGUCGUUGAGCCUGGUUCUGUUAUGGGUGAUGCUGUUUCUUGGCCCGCUCUCUCUGAAUCAACCCGGACCCCUAGAUCAUCAUCGGAACCCUCCAGACCUGUUCCCGAUGGAUCAUUAUCUUCUUCUCAGGGACCUAUAAUAUCUCAACCACCUCAGAGACAAGUUAAUACCAAUGCUCAUGUUAAUUCUACUGUGAACAAUACUAGACAAAGGUCAAGGAAUCGUGGUGGAGGUGCUGGUGGAGGUGGCGGCUCAGGAAGUGGGCCUUCUUCUAGUGCCUUUAGUCGGCAGGCUCCCCCUUCGCCACCUCCGUUUCCUGUGUUUGAUAUGUCUUAUGCUAAUGUGGUACCACCUAUGCUGGACGCUCCUGUGAGAGGGACGAGGCCAGGAGGAGGAGUUGGGGGUUCCCAGCAACACACCGGUAAUGAUCAUUCUUCUCCAAGGAAUAAUUCAAGAAGGGGUAACUAUGGGCCCCGCCCUCGUGGAGAUGGACCAUAUCAUAUUAAUCAUGGAGGCAGGCGGGAUCAAGAUCGCAGAAAUGUUCAUCUUUCCCAUCAAUAUGUUCCUCCUGUGGGGUAUAUGCCAUCCCCAUUACCCCCUGGCGCACCGUUCAUGGCUCCUCCACCACCCGUAAGAGUUUUUCCUGGCCAAAUGGGGUUUGAUAUGCCAUCUCCCUUUAUCUAUGUUCCAACAUUGUCCCCAGAGUCUUUCAGGCCUAUGCAGAUAGUGCCUCCACCGCCACCAGUGCUGUUUGCUCCUAAUGAUCCUUUGCCCAGUUUGAUUGUGAAACAAAUAGAUUUUUACUUCAGUGAUGAAAAUUUGGUGAAAGAUAAUUUUUUGAGGUCCAACAUGGAUGAUCAAGGAUGGGUGCCUAUCAAUUUGAUAGCCAGCUUUCCACGAGUUCAGCAAUUGACAUACGAUGUCCCAUUGAUUUUGGAUUCUUUGAGAAAUUCAACCAUUGUGGAAGUACAGGGUGACAAGUUGAGGAAACGUAACGAGUGGAAGAAAUGGCUACACAAUGCUAGUUGGUCUAACACUGAUUCUGGCCCACACACCCCUGGUGCUUCAUCUGAAAAUGUUCUAGCAACCUCCUUCCAGAGGGUUUCACUGGACGAUGCUACAAUUGAUGCAAAUGGCACUAUGGAUGGUCAGACUGAGAUGUCUCCAGAAAGUUUUGCACAUUCAAUCAAGGAGGCAGCUGGAGGGGGAGAAAAAAAUAAACAUUUGGCCCUCCAUGAUUUUGUUGCAUCUCAACCAGCAGUAAUGCAACAGUGUUGUCAUGGGCUUUUUAUCAAGCUUGUGUUCAUAAUCAUUUGGUGUAAUCUGUUCAUACCAGUGAGUUCCUUGACCUGCCAUUGUGGUUUGGGAACCUUGCGGGCAACAUUAGAUAGUGGACUAGUGUUGGACACUGUAUUUGAAGGAUUUGAUUCUGGAUAUAGAUAUGAAGCCCUUGGGCAUGGAGCAACAUUGCAUAUUUGGGCAAUUGACGCAAGAUGGCUCAUUUCAAGAGGAAAGAUUAUUCUGUGUGAAAGCAAGGACAACGAAUAUUCAGCCCAACAUAAGUUCGGAUUGCUGGUAAAACAAGGCGCGAUUGGGUUAAUAUUGAUCAACGAUGAGAGAGCCGUGGCAUCAACUUAUGGAUCUUCUCCUGUGGCUGUUGUCACCGAAGAAGAUGGAGCUCGGAUACUCUUUUAUAUCAACUCAAACAGAUAUAGCAGCUCCAGGAGUAGCCAUGUUUCGGGAGUUGCAGCAACAGUCAAAUCGCUACACCCGUCAUGGAGUCCCUCUGCAAUCAAAUCUGUUAUCGUGAUAUCACGAUAA
This is a messenger RNA of Fraxinus pennsylvanica, 2187 nucleotides long. Lineage: Eukaryota; Viridiplantae; Streptophyta; Magnoliopsida; Lamiales; Oleaceae. The record is from the annotation of a GenBank genome assembly.